AUCUCCCUUCGAUAAAAAGAGGAAAAGUAAUGUGAUUCAUCCAUCCCUUAAACUAAAGUUGGCAUAUGAUGAUGAUGCUCCAUGCAUUCUUCUUCCCUCUCUCAAUAAGUACUCGCACUUUCAGCGUGCCCGGCCCCAAUUUCUAACGGCCCCAAGCACCACCGGCAAUGGCGAACCCCGCCUCCUCCCGCCGCCUCGACCUCCCUUCCCACACCUCCCCCUCCUUCCGCCGCCGCUUCCGCUGGAGCGGCGUGAGGCCCCUUCCGCUCCUCGCCUCCGCCGCCGUCGGCCUCCUCCUCCAAUUCGCCGUCCCCAGGCCCGCCGCCCUCGACCCCAAAGCCUGGUCCCUCCUCUCCAUCUUCAUCGCCACCGUGGCCGGUCUCAUCCUCAGCCCUCUCCCCGUCGGCGCGUGGGCGUUCGUCUGCCUGACCCUCACCGUCGUGACGAAGACCCUCACCUUCGCCGCGGCCUUCUCCGCCUUCACCAACGAGGUCAUAUGGCUGAUUGUCGCCUCGUUCUUCCUCUCCCAGGGAUUCGUGAAGACGGGGCUCGGGGAUAGGGUCGCCAUGUUUUUCGUGAGGUGGCUCGGGAAGAGCACGCUGGGGUUGUCGUGCGGCCUGGUUCUGGGGGAACUCGCGAUUUCGCCGGGGAUGCCGAGCUCGACGGCGAGGGCCGGUGGUGUUUUCCUGCCGAUUAUUAAGUCUUUGGCUCUGGGUGCCGAGAGUAAGCCCAAGGAUCCGUCGUCUAGGAAGCUCGGAGCUUUUCUAAUUCAGUCCCAAAAUCAGUGUAACAACUGCACAAGUGCUCUUUUUCUGACGGCGGCACUUGUUGUGCAUCAAAUUAGCUGAAAGUCUUGGGGUCAAAAUUUCAAACCAGUGGGUCACUUGGGUCAAGGCAUCUUGUGUGCCUGCUCUUAUUUCACUUUUAGUGACUCCAAUCAUUAUAUAUAAGAUAUAUCCUCCCGAGAUGAAAACCACUCCAAAUGCUCCUACAUUGGCUAAACAAAAAUUGGAACAGAUGGGUCCCAUGAAGAGGGACGAGUGGAUCUUGAUUGGAACCUUGCUCCUCACUAUUGCAUUUUGGAUAGCUGGGCAAGCUCUGAACAUGCCAAGCGUUGUAGCUGCCAUGAUAGGCCUAUCCAUACUCAUGUUGUGUGGGGUGCUCGAUUGGGAUGACUGCUUGAGUGAGAAGCAGGCAUGGGACAACCUGGCUUGGUUUGCGGUCUUAAUUGGCAUGGCCACGCAACUCACGACUCUUGGGCAUCCUCCAGGUUUCUUAUUUCUUCAUUCAAUGGCGUCGGGAGUUCCGGGUCUGUUGGCCGCACUUGCUUUGGCUUACAACACGAAUCUUUUUGGCGCGUUGGCUCAUUAUAGUAGUGGUCAAACUGCAGUUUAUUAUGGAGCUGGUUAUGUAGAGCUCCGUGACGUGUUUAUAUUGGGUAUUGCGAUUGGUCUAAUGCAAUUUGUGAUAUGAGCACUAGCUGGAGCUGCAUGGUGGAAACUUUUGGGACUUUAUUGAGAUGGAAAUGUGAAGGUUUUUCGGAACAGGAGAAUGAUCAAAUUGAAAUGCCGGUUGCCAGGAUCAGCUCAAACAAAGCCUACAUGUGUGUAUAUACUUAAUCUCAGGUGCUUAAGUUGAAUAUGAACUUGUUACACAAGGAAUAGUUUUAAGUUCAAGGUCUUCACAACUAGUCUGAUUUGUAAAGAGUAAAAGGGGAGAUAAUUUUGAUCAAGCAGCCCAGUAAUGAAAAAGAAUUUUAAAUUUUAUUUGUUUACUGACCUGUAAUAGCAUUUUUCUUCAGGCCGACAGACUAGCUCUUCUUGAUUUCAUAAGACUAGAAGGGAAAAGAGAGAAUAGAG
Striga asiatica is the source of this 1859-nucleotide messenger RNA. The record is from the annotation of a GenBank genome assembly. NCBI's taxonomy places the organism in Eukaryota, Viridiplantae, Streptophyta, Magnoliopsida, Lamiales, Orobanchaceae.